GAAAGCUCCCAAACUUCAUGUUAAUAAGUGAAGUGCAUUUCGUAAGUUCUGUUAUUUUGUGCGCGUCCCUGUUUAUCUAGAAAAUGGAGAUAUUUUGGUAAAGUAUUACCGAUUUUUCAUAAACAGAAAAAUAUAACUGAAAUAAGUUAUGUUAUGAGCUUGUGUUUUAUACUAUCUAUAACUUUUUUAAAGUGCAAAGACUGAUCUACCUCAAUCUUAUUAUCCAACGUUAUUUGGUAGACAGGUAACAAAAUGUCUGAAAUAGUGUAUCCUCCAGGAUGUCGUCCAAUCAGUGACGACUUAAAUACAGACGAAUUAAUCCGUCGGUUAAAAACACUCGCACAUACUUUACAAGCUAUGGGACAAGACGAUGGAGCUUAUAAGCAAUACAUUCCAUUGUCCCUUCACCUUGCAGAAGAGCAGUUUUUAUCUCACACUUCACGAGAUGUUCAAUUACUAAUAGCAUGUUGUAUUGCAGACGUCUUGAGAGUAUAUGCUCCUGAAGCACCAUAUAAAGAUCCUGAACAAGUGAAAACAAUUUUUCUCUUUUUGAUUACUCAGUUAUCUGGACUGAAAGAUCCCAAAGAUGCUGCUUUUAAGAGAUAUUUUUAUUUGCUGGAGAAUUUGGCAUAUGUGAAAUCAUUUAACAUGUGUUUUGAACUUCAAGAUUGCCAAGAAAUAUUCUGCGCUCUUUUUCAAUUGAUGUUUCGAAUUGUCAAUGAUGAACAUUCUGGACGAGUUAAAAGUUUCAUGUUAGAUGUACUGUGCCCUCUAAUAUCGGAAAGUGACAUGGUCAGCAAUGACCUUUUAGAUAUUAUUUUAAUAAAUAUAGUUGAACCUAAUAAAACGCAACAUAAAAAUGCGUACUUUCUGGCCAAAGAGCUAAUAAUCAAAACCUCGGAUACCCUUGAGCCUUACAUUCAAGCAUUCUUCAAUCAUGUUUUAAUUUUGGGCAAAGAGGAUAAAAAUUUACAAAUUUGUGGUAAGGUAUAUGAUUUGAUUUAUGAAUUAAAUCAUAUAAGGCCUCAGAUUUUAUUAGCCGUAUUACCACAGCUAGAAUGUAAAUUGAAAAGUCCUCUGGAAAGUGACAGAUUAGCUGCUGUUGCCCUUUUAGCUAAAAUGUUCAGCGAAAAAGACUCUGAGCUUGCGCGUCGACACACUGCAUUAUGGAGGGCAUUUUUAGGAAGAUUCAAUGAUAUUUCUAUUGCGAUUAGAACAAAAUGUGUACAAUAUUCUAUGCACUUUCUCCUAAACCAUCCUAGUUUAAGAAAAGAUAUCACAGAGACUUUGAAAAUGAGACAACACGACUCUGAAGAAAAUGUGCGGUAUCAAGUAGUAAUGGCUAUCGUUACAACAGCGAAAAACGAUUUUCAAGUUGUGUCAGAUUCCGAAGAUCUAUUAGAAUUUGUUAAAGAAAGAACUUUGGAUAAAAAAUUCAAAAUAAGAAAAGAGGCCAUGUCUGGCCUAGCGCUCAUUUACAAAAAACAUCUCAGCGAUCCCGAUGUACCUAAUGCAACAAAAAAAGCUGUCACCUGGAUUAAAGAUAAAAUUCUACAUGGUUAUUAUAUGGCCGGCAUGGAAGAUCGAUUAUUAGUAGAACGUUUAUUGAAUACUUGUCUUGUUCCUUAUCAACUUCCUGCUGCAGAGAGAAUGAAGAAAUUAUACCAUCUUCUUGGCACAGUAGAUGAUCAUGCAACUAAAGCAUUCUUAGAAUUACAGAAGAACCAAUUAUGUGUCAGAAAAUUGGUUCAAGAAUAUUUGGAAUUACAUAGGCGAUUUGCAAACGGUUCAAAUGAAGUUUUGAAAGAAUUGGCGAUAAAAGUACAGAAUUUAUCCAGGUGUUUACCAGAGCCAGUUAAAGCUCAUGAAUAUUUAACAAAAUUUAGUAAUCAUCUAAAAAGAGAUCAAUUUCUGAUGGAACAAUUUGAUAUAGUAGUGAAGCCGUCUGUGAGCUGUAAAGAAUGUUCUGAAGCAACAGCAGCAGUAUUAAGAAAACUUGGUCCACCAGUUAUGACAAACUUAUAUUACAACACAGUUAAAAUGUUGCUUGAGCGAAUAAGUUCUGUAAUGAUCGACCACGAAGCAAUUAAACUAUUAGUAGGAUAUGUUGAGGACUGUUUAAAAGGUGGAAAUAGUAUAGAAGAAAUUGGAUUGAACCCUGCGACAGCUGGAGAUAGGGGCAUAAAGUUGCUCGUAAUGUUGAGUGUAGUAUUUCCCUCCCAUUUUCAAUAUAGCGAUGUUUUGGAGCAACUGCUAGGAUUAUUGAAGUUAGAAGAUGAGAAUGUUGCCCCUUUAGUACUAUCUGUAUUCACUUUCCUGGGAAAAUAUAAAUGUUUAUCUGAACAAUUUCCUGAAAUCAUGAAUCAGUUAGCACCAAUAUGUAAAGAGUUUGCACAAACUGGAACACCCAAGCAAGCUAAAGGGGCAAUACAAUGUAUCUACAAGAACAUGCCGGAUAUGUAUGAUACUCUAUUUUCUAGCAUUUUGGAAUCUAUUAAAAACAAUCUUACACCUGAAUCUCUCAACUACAGAACUGCAAUAGUUACCCUUGGACAUAUCGCCUUCAAUAUACCUGAUCGAUAUAAGGUGCAAAUAAAGAAUAUAGUCUCUAGAAAGAUUGUUAAAGAGCUUCUAGUAAAGGAAGGUCGAGAAACAGAAGUUGACACUGACGGUGAUUCUUGGUGUUCUGAAGACGAAUUACCUGAAGAAACAAGAUGCAAAGUGGAAGGCUUGAAAGCAAUGGCAAGGUGGCUGUUGGGUCUUAAACAAGAUACGGCUUCUGCUCAAAAAACUUUCAGAAUGUUGAAUGCAUUUAUAUUACACAAAGGUGAUCUUUUACAAUCAGGACGGUUGUCAAAAGCUGAAAUGUCUUGGUUAAGACUAGCUGCAGGUUGUGCAAUGCUGAAAGUUUGUGAACAAAAAGGCGUCGGGGAUCAGUACACAGCCGAACAAUUCUACAAUUUAUCUCAACUUAUGACGGAUGAAGUUAAGCAAGUUCGAGAAAUAUUUGCCACUAAAUUACAUAAAGGUUUAAAUAAAGGAUUGCCAAACAAAUGUCUGCCUUUGGAUUUUAUGGGUUAUUAUGCACUCGCCGGAAGAGAACCAGAAAACCGUCUACGAACGACCAUCAGGAAUUACAUGAUUGCUGACAUUAAUAGACGUAGGGACUAUGUAAAAACAUUGACAAUGGGUACAGGACAAGCAGAUAAAGCACUAAGUCAACUGCCUCAUAUAUUGCCAGAUUAUAUGCUCGUUUUUGCUGUACCAAUUUUGGCACAUGAUCCACAUUUAACCAAAUGGGAUGAUGUACAAGAACUCAUGAAAGCGAAACAGUGUCUUUGGUUCAUUUUAGAACCACUAGUUAAAAGUGAUUACUUUAGUUAUGGAUUUUACAAAAAUUUGAUAGAAAAAAUGAAAAAUCAUAAAGAUGCUGUUAGGCCUGAUGAUGACUCUAUUAAUUAUAAAAUAUGGGCCCUUUGUGACCUAGCAUCCGGCCUCCUACUUACCCGAUCAACAAACUACGACAUCAAAGAUUUUAUAAGUGAGACGCGCAUUCCAUUGAUGUAUUUUGUACCACAACCGGAUUUCUUCAAUACCAGGGUUUUUCUCCCUCCAGAACUCCAAUAUCAACCUAAUUUGAAAACCGGCAUUACCCUAAAUAUGCUCAAUACCGAAAGGCAGAAAAAACCUAAACCUAAAAAACCGGAAGGUUGUGGUCCUCUUGGUACAGAUGUUCAACCCUCGGAAGCAUCUGAGACAAAAAUUCAACUACCUGGUCUAGAAGAAGAUAUCGAUGAGCCACCAGCAAAAAGGCUAAGGGAAAGAAUGAAAGUGGAUCUCGACAAGUGAGUGUGUGUAUAUAAGACAAAACUACAGAGUGUGUGAUCUCCACAAGAUGAAAAUCAUCAGGACUCUUCAGUGCUUUUCUUUUGCAAUUAGAAUCAUUUAAUUUUUAAUUAAAAGUUAAGAAUAAGGA
Messenger RNA from Diorhabda carinulata, 3976 nucleotides. RefSeq names its product sister chromatid cohesion protein PDS5 homolog B (gene pds5). The record is from RefSeq and is a predicted model, not a curated record. Gene Ontology annotation, cellular component: chromatin; nucleus. The coding region runs from base 253 to 3849 and encodes 1198 amino acids. NCBI's taxonomy places the organism in Eukaryota, Metazoa, Arthropoda, Insecta, Coleoptera, Chrysomelidae. The transcript is spliced from 7 exons. Gene Ontology annotation, biological process: DNA repair; mitotic sister chromatid cohesion.